AUGAGCCAGCCACCGAGCAGCACAGUCCAACUGCGGCUGGCGUUGCUGGCCACGGAGUUCGAAAGCACCCUCACCUUCUUUCGACUUUUGAAAGUGACCCAACUCAAGGACCUCUGCAAAUCUGUGGGUUUGGCCUUGAAGGGCAAGAAACAGGAUCUUAUGGACCGCUUGGAGCAGUAUACUCGUUCCUGCUACGCUGCCGGAGAGAACAUUCGUCUUUUGGCCAUCAGAUCGGUGGUUCUCAAGAUGCUCAAUCACGACCCGGUACCAGACUUCCACACCUUGUGCCAUGCUUUGCAGCUGGGGCUUAUAGAUACGGAGAAACUACUGCAGCAGAACAGCCAACAGAAUACACGGCUCACGCACGGGAUGUCCCCUCACACACAUAGAAAACCGCCUCAACCCUCCAAUCCUAUGGCUGGAGGUUACUCACUGGGGAACACUCUGCACGGCUCGGUCUACUACCCACGGUACACGGGACCCAUGCUUCUAUUUCAGAGCACCUUGUUUUACCGUCUAAUACGAAUGGUUCAUGGGUUUCCAUACAUGAUGGUUGCUUCCAAGGGCAGAAACGUUUGUAAUGUGCCAGUGAGCUUGAACAGCGAAGAGGUGGAGGUGCUACAACUGAAUCCAGAUGCCCGUUUGUACCUUUUUUCAGGUCUUUCUUCCACGCCGAACCCAGGCAAAACGCCCAUCCAGUUUCCCCCUAUCGAAAUCCAUGUUGAUGGCAUUAAUACGAAGCAGUACGUCAAGGGCCUCAAGGGAAAGCCCGGAACCUGUCGGCCGGCUGAUCUCACAAAGUACGUGAAUAAUCUCCGAAGACAGUUUACGGUCAAUGUGGUGUAUUCAGACGCCAUGGAGCCCUACAUCCUUUACAUGUAUAUCGUGCAUGCUCACAAGCCUGAGACGUUAGUGGAAGAGAUAGAGAAGAAUGGGCAGCAUAUUCCUGUGGAUGCUACCAAAAAGACAAUCCAGCGUGACUAUGAGUUGAACCAAGAUGACGAUAUCGUCAUGGACACAUCUUCGAUUUCCCUACGAUGUCCCUUGACAUAUGCCCGCAUGAAGCACCCAAUGAAGUCUACCACUUGCGAUCACGUCCAGUGUUUUGACGGCUUGUCUUUCCUCACAAUGCAAGAAAGAAUUCCCUCGUGGAUUUGUCCCGUUUGUUCCGCUCAGAUGGACCAGAAUUCGCUUGCUGUACUGGACUACAUGAACGACAUUUUGCAAAAAACGUCAGAAGAAGUCGACACGGUCAUGUUAAAUACGGACGGCUCGUGGGCCAUCCAAACCGAGACUGAAGGCAAUGCGAAGAAUGAGUCCUCACCAGCUCCCAAGAGCCCUAGCGCAGCAGCUUCUGUACCUCCUCCAGAGCAGUCAGUUGAGCCUGCCAAUGAGUCAAUUGAGGUUAUUUCCCUUGACAGUGAUAGUGAGGAUGAAGCCCCACCAGCAAGGCCUACUACCCAAAACGAGCAAACUCCACAGCAAACCCCAUCACAGGCUAGCCCUUCAACCCAGCACAACACUCCAUUACUGACGCACUCACAAGUUCCGGCUCCAAACGUACCAAAACCCAUAAACCGCGAGCAUCAAACCACUAGUGAAAAUGUUCUACAGCAUAACCGAGCAACAUCAAGCAACUCGUCAGCCACACACUCAGACGUUUCUGGACCGCCAUACAGAGCGCCCCCGACGAAUACGAAUAGGAAUUAUUCACAAGCCCCGUGGCUCAAUGAUGGUGGAAGAAACAGCAGCGCCAGCAGUGUGAGUGGUAUGAGCGGCAUGAGUGGAUUGAGUGGCCUCAGCGGUAUCAGUGCAAACAGUGGAAUGAGUGGAUUCAGUGGUGCUAGUGGUGCUAGUGGUAACAGCGGCUUGAGUAACAUGAGUGCUAGAACUGGGUUGAGUGCCUUGAACAGCAUGAGAGGAGGUCCAGCACACAUGAACGGAUAUCAUGGAACAAGAGAUGCCCCUGGUUUCCAUAGGACACCUCCAGCAGUGCAAUCACCAUCGGCUCAAUCGCAUCAAUCACGCCAGCCCAUGUCUCGUCACUCAUCACAAUCUCAUCAGCACCAACCUUCACCACACCAGUCGCCACCUCAAUCAAGCAAUGGGCGUCCUCAACUACCCCAGCCACUGUUACCUUCUUUAUUCAAUCCCGACGGCCUGAACCACAGUCUUCCAAAGCCACCUAAUUCAAAUGGUAGCGAGAGAAAUGCGAAUGGUGCAGCUCGGCCAGUGGAAGUGGAGGAUUCCUCCUCUGAUAACGAACCAUUGGCUCGUCACGAAGACGUACCUCUCAGCCACGUUAGUCGUCGCAAGGCCCCUACUAUCCCAGAGGAGCUGGAUCUGGGAACAGAAGCCCGUCCUUCUUUGCCUCCGGUGAGAACGCAGCAAAACCUACCUUCAAGAGAUGUGCAAAUGAGUCCUCCUCCGGUUUCUAAUAGAUCGACUCUGUUAUCUCACCACGGAUCUCCAGUUCUACCAGCUCCAAGCUCCUCAGGACAGCAGAGUGCCACCAGACUCCCGUCAAUUAAUACCUUAACGCGACAGGAUCCACCACAUCCACCGAAUGAUCGUUUUCAUGUGCCUUGGGCCAAGGAGAACCCGGUGCAAAAGUCAGCGGUUCCUGAACUUGGGAAAGGUAAUCUGUUCAAACCUCAGCCUCCAGUCAAUCAACAAAACAUGCUUCCAAUUCAGCCACUGGCUCCAAAGCCUGUUUUUGGCUGGAACUUGAACAAUGGAAAUAAGAACAGACCCGAAGGAGAGGCAUCGAAACCUGUGGAUGAAACACCACAAGAGAGAAACACAACGCCCUCUCUGCAUCCUCAAAGCCGUGCUCCAUCUGCAAGUGAAUCAGCAAGACAGACACCUUCUGGCACUCAAACUCCACAGUUAUCGUCUGAAACUCAGCCCAUUUCUGCGCCCCAGAAACCAGAACCACAACCACUUCAGUCUCACAGCAGACGCGAGUCUCGUCUGACAAGCUCGCCGGUUAUAGUAGCUUCCAAAUCAGCCUCUGCUGAAGAAACACCUCUAAGAUCCGACAGCCUGGAGAAUAGGGCACAGUCAACGCCCUCAAUUCCGCAGCGCCCAUCUACUACUGAGGUUUCCGAUAACCUGAGACCGUCACUUCAUCAAGGUCCUCAUUCUGCGGGCAGCCUUUCUAGCAAUUCGGAAACUCUGCGCCAGAAUGCUAUAGCCGAACGUUACCGCCAGCUCAUUCUGACGUCGUCAUCCCUCAUUAACAACUACAACAGAAUGGCGCUCAACCCCAGCAGUACGCUCCCAAACAACAGCGGCAUACCUGUUCUACCUUCGCUUCCACAACUGUCCAGUCCUCCACUCAAUCCUCCUAGCCAGCCUGGGACCAACGGAUCUCAGCAUAAACCAGAGGAUCGGGCGUCAAAGACUCCGGGAAACACUCCAGCAGCGAGUGAGGCUAGUGGCAGUGUAGCUGGUGCUAGUACAGCUGGUGCCAGUGCAACAGGAGCUAGUGCUGCAAGCGGCAGUACAGCAAGUGGCGCCACAGCUCCAGCAAAUACUACCGGCAACAAUAAUGCUAAUAAGGCCUCGUCAGAAACGCAUCCUCGUGUGGUGAAUAAGCAGUUUAAGCUCAACAAGGAUGUCAAUGGAGAAGAUCAGACCGUUUCUGUGAGUCCUUUAACAACAUCUAAUAAAGCUGCAGUUGAUAAAGAAUCAGAGAAGCUGGCAGAACAACCACAAGAGAAACAACAAGAGGUUCAGGAACCGCCCCGAGCUCUGGUUCAAACCAAGGCAGAUUCAUUGCCAGAAAAAGCAGCCGAGCGGACGCAGAAUGAACCCGACAGACAGUCUGAGCCCACAAAACCCACAGCACCACAAGCACCAGCUCGGAGUGAAAAUUAUCUGAGAUCUGCAUUUGACGUGUUGACAGAGGAAGACGCAUUGGAGAAAAUCAGAGGAGUACUUGGCAUUGAAGUUACUGGUAACAUUUGGCGGUCUCGAAGCCCGUUUAACAGGGCACCUCCACAAGACGGUGAAUCUGAAAGACCAACACCACCUCAGGCUACGCCAGAGGUCGAGCGGGUGCAAGAACAUAGCGGCGAAAGCACCUCACCUAUAGAUAGCCGGAUCGAGCGCAUGUCGAUAGAAACACCCACCGGCAAGAAACGGUCCAUCCUGAACUCGUCGUCAGAAAGAUCGUGGAACAAGCGACUCAACCGCCAGAGCCUGAAAAAAUUCGACCCCAGCGAAAUCAACUCGUCACAGAUCAUUGAGCUCGACGACUAG
This is a messenger RNA of Candidozyma duobushaemuli, 4266 nucleotides long. RefSeq names its product SUMO ligase (gene SIZ1). The record is from RefSeq and is a predicted model, not a curated record. Bases 1 to 4266 code for a protein of 1421 amino acids. The transcript is spliced from 2 exons. Gene Ontology annotation, biological process: protein sumoylation. Lineage: Eukaryota; Fungi; Ascomycota; Pichiomycetes; Serinales; Metschnikowiaceae. Gene Ontology annotation, molecular function: zinc ion binding; SUMO ligase activity.